CGCCUGUCCGUCGCCUCCGCAAAGGCCCCGGCCCCACACAGGCGACUGGCGGAUCCCAGACGGUCGGUCGCACCGACGGACCUCCGAGAGCAGGACCCAUGGACACCUUCAGCACCAAGAGCCUGGCCCUGCAGGCCCAGAAGAAGGUCCUCAGCAAGAUGGCUUCGAAAGCCAUGGUGGCCGUGUUCGCGGACGACGCGAGCAGCGAGGUGCUGGACGAGCUGUACCGGGCCACCAAGGAGUUCACGCACAGCCGCAGGGAGGCGCAGAAGGUGCUGAAGGACCUGGUCAAGGUGGCCGUGAAGGUGGCCGUGCUGCUGCGUGCGGGCCAGCUGGGAGGCGACGAGCUGGCGCAGCUGCGGUGCUUCCGCCGGCGGGCGCGCAGCCUGGCCAUGACCGCGGUCAGCUUCCACCAGGUGGCCUUCACCUUCGACCGGCGCGUGCUGGCCGCCGGGCUGCUGGAGUGUCGCGACCUGCUGCACCAGGCCGCCGGGCCGCACCUCACCGCCAAGUCCCACGGCCGCAUCAACCACGUGUUCGGCCACUUUGCCAACGGGGACUUCCUGGCCGCGCUGUAUGGCCCGGCCGAGCCCUACCGGUCCCACCUGCGCCGGAUCUGUGACGGGCUGGGCAGGAUGCUGGACGAGGACAGCAUCUGAUCCCACCUCCGCCCGCGGGCCCGCUGGACCUGUGGCCUGGGCCCUGCUCCCUGGCCCUCCCUCCCGGCCUGGUCCUCCCCGCCUGUCUUGGUGCUGUGAUUUUGGGUCUCACUGCGUAGCCGGAGCUGGCCAAGAACUGGCCGUCCUCUUGCCUCAGCCUCCCCAGUGCUGGGAUCACAGGCGUGGUCCUCUGCAGUCCUCAAGAGGGGCCGGUGUGGACACAGGUGUGAUGGCUGUGGAAGAUGGAGGCAGAGAUGGGCACCAGGGAGCAGGCGCUGGGGACGGCCCGGGGACUCCCCCACAGCCUGGCUCUCACCUUGGCUUUGCACUUCCAGCCUCCAGAACUGAGUUUGUGGGAUCUCGCUCCCGC
Molecule: messenger RNA, 1029 nt
Organism: Castor canadensis (American beaver)
Lineage: Eukaryota; Metazoa; Chordata; Mammalia; Rodentia; Castoridae
Gene: Tnfaip8l1
Product: TNF alpha induced protein 8 like 1
Biological process (GO): negative regulation of TOR signaling; regulation of apoptotic process
Cellular component (GO): cytoplasm
Source: RefSeq, a predicted model, not a curated record